GACCAGUUUUCUGGGUGGGGCAGACUCUAAUAAAGCACUUCCUCGUGUCUGCUGUGCGUGGACUAGGAGGAAAACAGUCUGAAAUGGCGGCUGACUGGAAACAGAAGUGUGACUCGGAGUGGCAGCUGGGGGCUCACGGUGUCCCCAUGCCCGACAGCGUGGACUGGAAAUCGGUGUUUGAGAAGAAGCCGUUUGCACGCAACCUACUGCAGAACCCCUCGCCUUACGGUGUAAACCACACCAUCCCACCACCCGAACCCCCUCGAUCGGGAAUGCCACCUCCUCCAAACCAACCACCUCAGUUUGAGCCCGAUGGUAAUUUCUCUGGCUGGAAAAGUAGUACAGAAGUUUUACCAUAUGACACUAGUGGAAUUCCCCCCGGGGUUGUGGUCUGCCAUCUGCCUCAGUACAGGUGGUUCUCUUUAGAGCAGUGUGUGGACCUGAAGGCAGAGGGUCUGUGGGACCAGCUGCUGGAUGACUUUCAGCCUGAGAUCAUCAUUGAGGACUGGUAUGAGGAAAGCCAGCUUCAUAAAUCUAUCUAUCAGCUUGAUGUGAAGCUCUUGGGUGCUGAUGGUAAAACGGUCAUCAAGCAGCACACAUAUAACCCUGAAGAGAACCUGGAGUGCUACUCACACACCUGGAAAAAGGUCUCCCAUGUAUUCUCCAAGUAUGGGUCAGGAGUGAGGUACAUUCACUUCCUCCACAGACUGAAGAACCAGUUCAUGAUUGAGUUCUUCAAUACCAAAGUCACAGACAGCUCCAUUAUUAUCAAGACCAGCAAAGCCAGUAAGAAAUAAUCACAGUCAAAAAAAACCUGGUAGGAGUUUACGCACUCUGAAGACUGUUUUUUUUUUUAAACAAAGCAAUUGUCUCGAAUGUUUUCAUAAAUUAACUGCCCUUUCACAAGAUGGCUUAUAAUGUAAUAAAACAUUCCUCAAUCAA
Messenger RNA from Cyprinus carpio (common carp), 942 nucleotides. RefSeq names its product F-box only protein 50 (gene nccrp1). Lineage: Eukaryota; Metazoa; Chordata; Actinopteri; Cypriniformes; Cyprinidae. Gene Ontology annotation, molecular function: ubiquitin protein ligase activity. Gene Ontology annotation, biological process: SCF-dependent proteasomal ubiquitin-dependent protein catabolic process; glycoprotein catabolic process. The record is from RefSeq and is a predicted model, not a curated record. Gene Ontology annotation, cellular component: SCF ubiquitin ligase complex; cytoplasm.